UGUUCGUUUUAAAUUUUUCAAGUAAUUUUUUUUGAAAAAUAUUUGCCGUGUGGACUUCAUUUGAUCUUCGGGAAAUAAUUUUGAGUUCGCCAAAACAGUUUUAACGAAUCUUGCAAAAGACAAGCGCGUCAAAUGGACAUGCACUGUAACCGUUGUUUUAUAUAUCGCUGUUGUUUAUAAAUAUACCGUAUUAUAAAUGCAUUUGACAGUUUAUGGUCACAAUAAACAACUGUAUCUAUAUAUAUAUACAUAUGAUUAGUAAAUUGUACAGACAAUCAGAAAGCUUUUAAAAUGAAGGACAUAGAACAGGGCUGGACCGACGAUCCGUUUUUUAAACAAACAAAGUCCAAAGAUAUAAUUUUGUUAGAUUAUGGGGAGACGCCGUAUUUUUUGAGAGGAAAUCCUUACAUUACGUCUGGCUACCGAGCAUAUCUAUCUUUUAGAAAAUGUUUGACAAGUUUAUUUCAGUUAAACAAUGAAACAAUGAAUAUUUGGACUCACCUUCUUGGUUUCGUCAUUUUCUUCAUUCUUUUCAUUUACUCCAAUUCUGUGACAAUCCCCAGUUCCCACGGAGGAUAUAUUGAUCAUGCGGUAUUCACAUGUUUCCUGCUCUUCUAUCAGUUUUGUAUGCUGUGCUCAGCAGGUUACCACAUGUUCAACUGUCAUUCUGAGAAGAUAUAUCAUAUUUGGCUAUCUUUGGAUCUAGCUGGGAUAUCAUUAGCUCUCUGUGGAUGUUAUAUACCCAGUGUAUAUUAUGCUUUCUACUGUCAACCUAAUCUCCAAGCAAUAUACAUGACCAUAGUGGGAGCAAUGUCCCUUGUUGCUUUAUUGCUUCAAUUUCAUCCGCAAUAUUUCACUUCACUCUGGGCCAAUAAAAGGUUAACAUCCUUUGGAGUGAUAGGAAUGUUUGGAAUGAUACCAUCACUUCACUGGAUUUGCAUACAUGGUGGUUUUACACAGAUUAUUGUACAGGUAUUUUUCCCUAAAGUUGUGACUAUGUAUAUAUUAGGUGGCCUAGCUAUUGUAAUCUAUGCAUUCAAGUUUCCUGAAUGUGUUUUCCCAGGUCGUUUGAACUUCAUUGGAGCUAGCCACCAAUGUUGGCAUAUUAUUAUAGUCAUAGCAUUCUGUUGGUGGUAUAAAGCCAGUGUCCAGUUCUUCAAUUUUCGGCAAGAGUAUGGUUGCAUGGUAGAAAAUGUAGACUUGUUUAGCAUGAGAACCUUUACUUCAACAGAACAUAGUCCAUCAUUGGUUUCUGUUAGUAUAACCAGGUAACGCUGGUAAAUAAAUUAGUCCUGCAAUGGUUGUUGUACAUAGGUAGUAGUACUACUAAAUAAAACAAUUGAAUGUUUCUGGAGUAUUGAAAAAUGAUAGUAUACUAUACACUAUAGUAUUCUACAAUAUGCCACUACCAAAAAAACUUCAGAACAGGCAAGUUUCAAU
This is a messenger RNA of Dendronephthya gigantea, 1440 nucleotides long. RefSeq names its product progestin and adipoQ receptor family member 3-like. Lineage: Eukaryota; Metazoa; Cnidaria; Anthozoa; Malacalcyonacea; Nephtheidae. The transcript is spliced from 6 exons. The record is from RefSeq and is a predicted model, not a curated record. Gene Ontology annotation, molecular function: signaling receptor activity. Gene Ontology annotation, cellular component: membrane. Bases 292 to 1272 code for a protein of 326 amino acids.